UUCAUUUUUCUUUAUGGCCAUAUGAGUGGAGAAAUAUGAUCCCUCGAGAUAUGAAGGCACAGAUUUGCUUUACUGGCCCCUGAAUGUCCUUGGCAGAAUUUCUAACUCUUAAUUUCGACAUCAUCUGUAUGUUUAAACAAAGAUUAGUGAUGACGAAUAUUGGUACUGCGUCUGUCACAAAUCAGCCUCCACAUUCGUGUUUUUCUGUCUUUUGUCUCUCCCAGACCGUCCCUCCAGGAACAUGAGCAGCCACACACAGCUGAGUGAGUUCAUGCUACUGGGAAUACCUCAGACAGAGGGACUGAAGACUCUGCUCUCUGCCAUCUUCUCAUUCACUUACCUCUUCACCCUGCUUGGCAACUUACUCAUCCUUACAGCAAUUGUUCCCUCCUCUACCCUUCACACCCCCAUGUAUUUCUUCUUGGGACUCCUGUCUAUUUUUGACAUGUUGUUCCCAUCUGUGACCUGUCCCAAGAUGCUACUCUAUCUCUCUGGCCAGAGCAAAGCCAUUUCUUAUAAGGGAUGUGCUUUACAGCUCUUCUUCUAUCAUUUCCUGGGUUCUGCCGAAGGCUGCCUCUACUCCGUGAUGGCUUACGAUCGCUUUGUUGCCAUCUGUCACCCGCUGAGGUAUCUGCUCAUCAUGAGACCUGGACCCUGUGUUGGUUUGGUCAUGGCAGCUUGGACAGUGGGUUGUCUUCAUGCCACCAUCCUGACUUCCUUUACCUUUCAGUUACCCUAUUGUGGCCCCAAUCGGGUGGACUACUUCUUCUGUGACAUUCCCGCUGUCUUACCCCUGGCUUGUACUGACAGCUCCCUGGCCCAGAGAGUGGGUUCCACUAAUGUCAGCUUUCUGGUUUUGAUGUUUCGGUUCAGUGUUUGUGUCUCCUACACACGCACUGGGAUUGCCAUUUUGAGAAUCCGCUCCGCAGAGGGCAGGCAGAAACCUUUCUCUACCUGCAGUGCCCACCUCACUGCAAUCCUCUGUGCCUAUGGACCUGCAGUCAUUGUCUACCUGCAGCCCACACCCAACCCCUUGCUUGGUGCCACGGUGCAAAUAUUAAAUAAUAUUGUCUCACCCAUGCUGAACUCGUUAAUCUAUUCCUUAAGGAACAGGGAAGUGAAAAGCUCCUUAAAAAGGGUUUUCCACAAUGUAGUAUUGACUGCUCUGGAAUAA
Camelus dromedarius (Arabian camel) is the source of this 1174-nucleotide messenger RNA. Its product is annotated as olfactory receptor 10N1-like. Lineage: Eukaryota; Metazoa; Chordata; Mammalia; Artiodactyla; Camelidae. The transcript has a single exon. Gene Ontology annotation, molecular function: G protein-coupled receptor activity; olfactory receptor activity. Gene Ontology annotation, cellular component: membrane. Bases 242 to 1174 code for a protein of 310 amino acids. Gene Ontology annotation, biological process: G protein-coupled receptor signaling pathway. The record is from RefSeq and is a predicted model, not a curated record.